Knipowitschia caucasica is the source of this 3195-nucleotide messenger RNA. NCBI's taxonomy places the organism in Eukaryota, Metazoa, Chordata, Actinopteri, Gobiiformes, Gobiidae. The record is from the annotation of a GenBank genome assembly.
AUGACCAUGGCAGCCAGACCUCCCCUUGACCCACAUGUAGGGACCGGAGCCACCAGUUGGGACCCCUGCUGUACAUAUGUGCCCCAGGGCCCGGGGGAGGCAGACAUCAGAGUGCAGAUGGACAGAGCCAUGGCUGCCUCCUCCCUUCACCACCUCCCCCUCCUCCUCCUCCUCUUAUCCGCCAUGUUGUUUUGGACUCACAGUUCCGCCGCUCCGACCGACAUCUUGUACCGCGUCCCGGAAGAGCAGCCUCCCAACUCCCUGAUCGGCAGCUUGGCGUCCGACCAGGGCCUUCCCGACAGCGGCCAUCUUUACAAACUUGAAGUGGGCGCGCCGUAUCUGCGCGUGGACGGCAAAACCGGCGAUAUUUACACCACGGAAAUCCCCAUCGACCGCGAAACCUUGAAAGACUGUCGCAAUCUCUUUGACGAUGACAAGUGCUUCUUGGAGUUCGAGGUCUCCAUCACGGACAUGGUGAAAGGCAUCGGAUCCGGGCCCAGGUUGAUAGAAGGACGGAUAGAAGUUCUGGACAUCAACGACAACACCCCUCAGUUCGCUUCGCCCGUUUUGACGCUUUCUAUCCCUGAAAAUACGCACGUAGGAGCUUUGUUCUCGAUCCCUAUGGCCACCGACAAAGACUCGGGCGUCAACGGCGUGGAAAGGUACACUCUGAGCACGAGAGACGAUUUCGAGCAACUCUUCAGCCUGCAGGUGGCCAUGGAUUCGGAUGAGAAGGUGCCGCAGCUGGUGGUGAUGGGGAACCUGGAUCGCGAGGUGAAGGAGUCGUACGAUAUGAACAUUUUGGUGGUGGACGGCGGCGCUGAAGAACGACAGAGCAGCGCCUUGUUGAGGGUAAUCAUCACGGACCAGAACGACAACGCGCCAAAGUUCGAGAAAAGCCACUACGAAGCCAACCUGCAGGAGAACAGUCCGCUGGGGCACUCCGUCGUACAGGUCCGAGCCACAGACGCUGACACUGGUGUGAACGCAGAGAUCGACUACUCUAUCCACCAGGCCUCCGAAGCAGUGCAACGGCUUCUCCGGAUAGACCGUUCCACCGGCGUCAUCUUCGUCAAAGGCCUCGUCGACCGCGAGGAGGAGAACUUCCUGAAAUUCUUUGUUGUCGCUCGCGAUCGUGGCCCCAACUCCAAAAGCUCCAAGGUCUUAGUCACCAUCAUCAUCAAAGACCAGAACGAUAACUCACCUUCCAUCGAAAUCCGCGGAAUUGGACUCGUUACUCACCACAACGGGAUCGCCAACAUCUCUGAAGACAUGCCCAUCGGGACGCCAGUUGCGUUGGUGCAAGUUUCCGAUCGCGACGAGGGAGAAAACGCUGUGGUGACUUGCGUGGUUGCUGGUGACGUGCCCUUUCAGCUACGGCCAGCGAGUGAAUCAGCAAACGAUCGCAAACGGAAAUACUUUCUCCAAACCACCACGCUUUUGGAUUACGAACGGGUCAAGGAAUACUAUAUUGAAAUCGUGGCGGUUGAUUCUGGAAAUCCAGCCCUCUCCAGCAGCAAUUCUUUGAAAGUAAAAGUCUCCGAUAUUAAUGACAAUGCACCUAUAUUUUCGCCUGCGAUUCUUGAGGUGGACUUUGCUGAAGAAAACCAACCGGGUGAUUCAGUUUUGGCAGUUACCGCGGCUGACGCAGAUGAUGGCUUGAACGCAGAACUUGUUUACAGUAUUGUGGAAGGCACAGCGAGACGGCUUUUUGAAAUCGACUCCACCACCGGGGAGAUAAGAGUUAAGAAUAUUCUGGACAGGGAAGAAACAGAAAGAUAUGAAUUCCGUGUUUCCGCCGCUGACAAAGGGGUGCCUAGCAAAACCGGUACAGCAACUAUUGUCUUAAACGUCUUGGAUGUUAAUGAUAACGACCCCAAGUUCAUGCUAAGCAGCUAUAGCUUCUCAGUCAUUGAAAACAUGGCUCCGUUGAACCCAGUAGGCGUUGUGACCGUCUCCGAUGCGGACAAAGGCGAGAAUGCACGAGUCAAGCUUUUUGUCGAACCUGACAACGGUAAAUUCUUCAUCCAAAACGGCACCGGAACUAUUUUGUCAAGUAUUUCGUUUGACCGCGAAAAGGAAAGCACAUACACUUUUCGCCUAAAAGCUGUCGAUUCAGGAGACCGACCUCGCUUCUCCUAUGCUGGGGUAACCAUCAAUGUUUUGGAUGAAAAUGACAAUGCCCCUUAUGUUACCAAACCGUCCAAUUCAUCGUACGCUUACUUAACACCACUAAUUCCACUCGACACGGCAAUUGAAGUGGUUGAAGCUGAAGACAUAGAUUCUGGACCUAAUGCAGAUUUGCUUUUCACAAUUACUGGAGGGAACCCUUACGGACUAUUCCACAUAUCGCCGACAAACGGGGAAAUCACACUGGUGCAGGAGUUCACUGGGAAACACAUCGGGCUGCAUCGCCUGGUUGUGAAAGUUAGCGAUAAAGGCAAACCCCAACGCCACACCACGGCAUUAGUCCACGUUUAUGUGAAUGACACCAAAUCUAACGUUUCUCAAAUCGAAGCUCUCGUUGGAUUUAGCUUGUCCACGUCUCUUGAUCAAGACAUUGCGGGAGAUCCAAACUACAUCAUCACUCAACGCAGUAACAUUUUGUACGGAAGUUUGUCCGGGAUCGCCGGCGUUAUCAUGGUGAUAGUUGUCGUUGUGGUCUUGCGCCACCGCUUGCAAAAAGACACAAAGAGUGGCUACCAAGCAGGCAAAAAGGAAAGCAAAGACUUGUACGCACCAAAGCAGGGACCAAAAAACGGGAAAGCUAAAAAGGCCAAAAAGGGGAAAGCACCAAAACCGGUAAAACCUCGAGAGGAAGACGAGGAGGCUAGCUUGCAAAAGGGCCUGAACUUCAACCUUAUAAACGACAAUGUCACCGAUAGCCCUCGCAUCCAUUUGCCGUUGAACUACCCACCCGGAAGCCCCGAUUUGGGACGCCAUUACCGCUCGAAUUCCCCUCUACCUUCCAUCCAACUGCAGCCGCAAUCGCCGUCAGCGUCCAAAAAGCAUCAAGCCGUCCAGGAUCUUCCCGCAACCAACACAUUUGUGGGGGAUAACAACUCCACCGGCUCGGAUCAAUACUCGGAUUAUAGCUACAAGGCGCCGAAGUACAGCAACAAACAGGUAGGCGAUUACGCUAACACGCCUAUGUACAACAACCACAACAUCUACUGGACCAACCGCGUGUGGUAG